CUCGCAUCGGGGGUUCGUCUCUCAAGAUGGCGGGCAGGGGCAUCAACUCCGCGGCCGACAACGGCGAUCAGUCGUCGGCGACGGAAAACGCCAAGUCCAGCGCGGCCAAGCAGUCCAAAAACACGCAGUGGGUCAAACUCAACGUCGGCGGCACCUGCUUCCUGACGACGCGUACGACACUGUGUCGCGAUCCCAAAUCGUUCCUCUACCGUCUCUGCCAAGAGGAUCCCGAACUCGACUCUGACAAGGACGAGACGGGAGCCUACUUAAUAGACCGCGACCCGACCUACUUCGGCCCCAUUCUUAACUACCUGCGGCACGGGAAGUUGGUCAUUAACAAGGACCUCGCAGAAGAAGGCGUGCUGGAAGAGGCCGAAUUCUACAACAUAGCCGAACUGGUGAAGAUGGUGAAGCGGCUCAUCCAGGAGCGCCAGCAGCACCACAAGUCGCGCGACGCGCGCAAGCACGUCUACCGCGUGCUCCAAUGCCACGAGGACGAGCUUACGCAGAUGGUCUCCACCAUGUCCGACGGCUGGCGCUUCGAGCAGUUGAUCAACAUCGGUUCGUCGUACAACUAUGGUAAUGACGACCAUGCGGAGUUCCUCUGCGUGGUGUCGAGGGAGUACCCUAGCUCCUCUUCGCACACGACAGACCGCGAGUUUGAACCAACUGACCGGGCGCAGUGGGCUGUCGCUUCUCACUCCCUGACCCCUGGAUGGUCUGGAAAAUCGAAGACGAACUCAUUCAGCAGAAGGCAGCCCGCAUGUGAAGAAACCGACAAGGAAGGAGCGACGACCGCUCCUGUCUUUUCCAUUGUCCCUCCGUCGAAGCCGUGGUUUCGUCGGCACCGUUUGGUAACACAUUUCUCACUUCUGCCCAUCCGCGCCGGAGGGCGGCGCGAAGAUGCCGCGAGGAAACACCGGACGGUGUUGACGCUGACGCAAGUGUUGUCGCGCCACAUUUGUGCCACCGAGCGAGAAGGGCUCGUCAUCUGUGACACUUGUUUUUGUACGAAGACAUGCCAUCCCCCCUCUCACCUUCUUGUGCACCCGUGUUCUUUCUCAUCGGCCUGGUGGCAUUGAAUCCCCUUCGGACUUAACAAGUGUGCGCGGUGCUGCGGUUUUCGUGCUCGUUCGUGACUCGGUGCCAGCCCAUGUACUUAAAAAAAAAUGAAAGGGGAAAAAAAAGGAGUCUGGCAUUCUGACUUGGCACACCCCAGCGCCAUCUGAGGACGAACAGAUGGCAGUGAACGAACAACUUGUGCUGACUGGAGUGCGUUUUUUUGGGGUACUGCAGGAAGCUUUAGAUUGGUUGGUGAGAGGUCGUGCUUUUGUCAACUGGUUUCGUGCCCCAAUGUCUGCAGGCUGGUUUGUAGUAUAAGUGCUCAUGCUGAUUGGGGGGUGGGGGAGAGUUUAUUACGGAAGGCAGUGUUGGCAGCGCUCUUCUCAGUCUUUUGUUGUUUUUUUCUGUGUGGCUUUUCCUUUUCCACGAUGCUGUUUUGUGUCUGUAAGCAAAUGUGGUGGUGCGAUUUGGCAAGCUCUGCGCAGUCCAUGUUUAACAUAUUGUUUUUGAUAUUCCUCGCUUCCCUAUCACGGCAAGCGAGACAGAGGACUGUGUAAACAGUGUUGUGUUAUUGCCAUCACCAUAUUCAGUUGCUUAAUGCAGUAGACACCACGAGAAAUUGUUCGCAUUUGCCCCCCAAUCGACAUAUUUUGCACUUUUGACAUUAUCUUGCGUGUUCUGAGAGGAAAGCAUACCAUUUCCAUGCAGCUUGCCGCAUUUCCAUUGUCCUCAAGCGGCAUUCGCUUUCGGUAACAAGCGUAAUGUGAUCUGAGAGAUUCCUUACGAAGGCUGCCAUCUUGUUUGAUUGCAAUGAGAUUUUGUAGGGUUUGGCGUACAAAAAACGCAGUGUUCCUUCGACGACUAUGUUGACUUUCAUGGGAAGUAUGUAGUUAGGAUGGUGGGGGAAGUGAGUAUGCCUGUGAUGGAACGAGUGCCCAAGGCCUACAGAGAAGCUCUUCGGGAUGUUGACUGCAUGCGUGUUUUGGCUCGCCUGUUGGCGAGCGGGAAGUUGCAAGCAGUCAGAAUGUCGUACAAGUCAGAGUGGCCAGCAGUGAAGACAACAGCCCGACAGGAAGCUAACGUUAAGCUUGCGCACUGCGUCGUACACGACAUUUCCAGUUGAUGAAGUAUUGUUUUGGGAGAUCCUUCUCGCUACAUCAGCCUUCGAUGCAGAGGCAGGUGUAGGUAGCAGUGUAGGAGGUAAAGUUGCUGUCUAGUCUGCACUCUUUGCAGUCUCGAGUUCCCGUAACUUCCUGUGUCCCCCCAUGAGCCAUGGGGUUGGCACGAUGAAUAAGCGGCUUCAACGAUCACUGACCAUUUGCCUGUGCACGCGGCCCACAGUUUGUAAUGCCUGCAUUCUCCGUUUUUUCUACGUACAACUCGACGCACAGCAUCUGAGAGCAACUUGGAGUGCGUGCGCUUUGGGAAGCACUGCUGCUCCUGUUGCUGCUGCUACCGUUUUCACACUGAGAAUGUUUCUAGUGAGUGCGUUUACUACAUUGUGUGUGCGUGUUUGUGUGUGUGGUCAUAGCAGUUACUUAACAUCAUGUGCAUCGUUUCCGUCGUCAUUGUCUGGUUGCCUUCAUGUGACCAUGUAGCUCCGUUGCUGCUUGGUUAUGUGCCCUAUCACUGUGUGCAGCGAUGACAGAGCUGGUAGGGUGUGAAAGGUAUGUCAGCGAAGGUGCGAACGACAUGCCUUUUCUUAACACCUUGAAGAAUUGGCUCUCCGUCUUGAUGUCUUUUAUUUUGUGUCACCCUAAGGUAUGUCACCGAAGGUGUGAAUGAAAUGCCUUUUCUUAACACCUUGAAGAAUUGGCUCUCCGUCUUGAUGUCUUUUAUUUUUGUGUCACCCUUAAUUGGCAUCUUUGUGAUGCCGAUCUUAGCCCAGAUGGCUGGCGUUGGUCCUCCUCCGUCUACUGCUGGUUGUCCUGGUUGUGUGAACACUUAUUAGGCUUGAUAAUGACGAUAAAGUUUUUCCUGGUGUUCGCGAUUGUUUACGGAGUUGCGUGAUUGUUUAAGAGUUGUACCGACUGGCUCUGCGGCACAGAAUCAUGGAUGUUCCGUUUGAUCCUAUGAGCGAUGGUAGGCGCUGGUCCUGUCCCGGCUACAGACGGUUUUCUUUGUCCUGUGCAUGCUUAUUAGCGUUGAUAAUAAUGAUCAAGGUUCUUUUUCUUUUAUUUGUGUUGGCAAUUCUUUACGAUGUUGGCCAGUACUACAACACAGAAUCCCGGACGUUCAUGGCUUUCUGCGUGACAAGCGAGGUCGACUGCUUGCACCUGGAAUUGGUGUUCUGUAGCCAGCUACUUGAUGAACAACAUGCACUUUCUCUUAAAGUAUUAGUGCAGACACCUAGGAAGCUUCUGAGAACUUACCAUCACCAAUUCAUGUCCUGCCUUGAUUCAGUUUUAUAGUUUUGAACUCUUACUGUGCUGCUUAAGUAUUUUUGGUUUUGUUUUGUUUGUGCAAGUACAUAUAAAUUACUGCAGUACUGAAGCCUUCUUUCACUUGUGAUAUGGAUUAGUUGGUAUAGAUUGUGUUGCCGAGUCAAUGCAAUUUCUGUUCACAUGCACUUUUUGGAAAGAUUAGCUUUUUCUUUCACAUUGCUGAUCUGGUUGUAUUUCUUUAGGUAACCUAUUACAUUACUAAAGCAAACCACUCUAAUACUGUUAGCUCUGAAAUUGCAGACGUUGCAAACAUGAUGAGAGUAUUCUGCACAUGCUGUCAGCGCAUAAAUUAAUGUAACUUUUUCUAAACAUGUCAGUUACGCUAAAGAGGCUGUCUUGCACCCUUAGCAGCACAUAAGACUAAGAGUGUGAUCACUUUCUUUUCAUAAGGAUCAAAUAAAAUUGACUUCUAUCACAUGUGGUAAGUGUAUAAAAAUAUGUUAGCACGGUAGUGCAGCUUGUUUGUUUUCAUAAUGAUCACACAAAAGUAACUUCUACUACACAUGGCCGAGGCAAGAAACGAUAACUAAGUUAACAAGUAAAUAACUCUACUGUGAACCUUUCAAAAAAGCUACAAGGCACAUGUACCUGUAAAUGUUCAGUAUUGCCAAAUGUCGGUCUUUUUGCUACUACUGCUAGGCCCGAGUGAUCAUUUUGUGUUGCACUUAAAGCACCCCACCUCCGCUUUUCUCUUGAUGAAAGUAACGAAAACAAUUUCAUUACUAGUUACUUCUGAUGUUCAAGCUUUAAACGCCUGUACAAGCUCAACCCACUUAGAUCACGCCGUUGUGAGCACAUCUGGUAAGUGUGCUCAUGUGAUCAGAGUCACUGAGUCGUUUUGGAAACUGUCCCAAGACGACCAUUUGGGAUUUGAACAUGCAUAAUAUUAUCAGUACUGCUCACAAGUGUGGAGAUUGCUUCUCACAAUUUCUAAGCCGAUGACACCUGACAUUUCCUGUGUCCGCUGCUUUCCCUGUUCCAAUUUUGUGAGUGUGUUGAAGGCGUGCUUCAUAUUUAUUUGAAAGAAAACAUUCGCCCAUCCGCAAAAUGGAGUGAUGUGUAAGUGGAACUGAACUCAAUGGGUGUGUGUGUGUGUUCCUAGGAAAGAACAUGGAUGUUUCAAACAGUAAGGUUCAUUGGUAUGUAGUUGUACAGUGCAGUCCACUGUUAAAGGGAACACUCUAAAUGUGCGGCUCUCACUUCACUGGCGCUCUAGCUGCACAGGCUGCCUGAAACUGUGGGGAUGCACCGUACAGGUGUGCAGAAAGGUGCCAGCGUCACCGAGCACGAGUCAUCUGCUGCAAAGCCGGGCAGUUGUAUACUUGCCAGAGGAGAAAAUUCCGCUUUGUUUUUACAUCCCUGCGUUCCAUUCAACGAUUGACCGCACUGUAGCAUCCCAGAAGCACACAGAUACACUUGUUCUAGAGCACUUUAGGCAUUCCCCUUACCGCAGGAACAAAGUGGAGUUGUUUCUGCAUUGUUUUGUUUUCUUCUUUUGCCAUCUCCCAUUGAUUCAGAACAAUGCUGAAAUGGCAACCUGUUUGUAUUAUGCUCUGUGAUGCUUAUGACAACUGCUUAUUGGAGGUCGUGGGGCGAAGCCCUCCAGUGUUUUUUUUGUCACUGUAGCAGCUUGUGUUUUGUGUUCCUUGUGCAGCAUCUUUGGUUCACUGCCUUUGUAAUUGGACUCAAAUACUGCAGAAACCUGUUGUGUUUCAUGUUUAGUUCUGUUUUGUUGUUUUUGUUUUAAGAUUAAUGUUGUUGAUGGCCUUCGCAAAAUUUUAGGCUACACCCUCUUAGUUUGUUGCUUGGCCCUAAAGAACUAUGUUUCCUUCUAGUAAACAAAACGUCACGUGCUUAAAGCUUUCAAGAGCUUUACGUACCAUCUGCCUAAGGCAAAUAUUGUGUUCAGCGGCAUUAGUGGUCGUGCAAGCUAUUUGUGACUGAGUGCUUGUCUGUAAGCUGAGGGACUAAGUCGCCAAACCUUAGUUUCUGGUUAAGUUCAUUAUUUAUUGUGUGGCGCCUAAAGUGUGAUUCAUCAUCUUCCUAUUGAAAAAAAUUCAUAUGCCCAAUAUUUAGUAUGGAAACCUGUGACACAUUAUAUGAACGUAUGGGCACGAUGGAAGAAUAGAUGGAUGUUUCAACGAUGUCUGGGAACAUGUCGGUUGUUCGGGGUUUCCGCGUCUCUCACUAGGGGCCCAACUGGUAAGGAGGCAUCAUUUUUGAGUGUGAAAGCAUGUAACUCUAUGGCGUGGAGAUCACGUGUAUAAAAAUUGGAAAAAGUUACGAUAAAUUGGAUAUAAUAUGGUGUUCAAACAACCAAAGCGGUAACCGCUGUUUAUUUAGGACGCAAAACUGUUACCUUUUCCGCUUCUGGGAUUACUGGGGAGGCACAAUUAAAUAGCUCCUGGGAUUAUGGGCCACGCUUUCAGAGCUCUCCGACGCGAAUUUGCAGUCGCACAUACGGCAAAGCACAGAAAGGCAGUCCCUCAAACAAUUAUUACGCUGUCAAAUCGCUCUUUUAAUUGAACUUUUCAGUGUUACUGAGACAGUGCUUAUGCUUUUCUUUCCCGUAAACUUUUCUUGCAAUGCUGAUGAGAGAGACGGAACUAGUGCAUAAUGACUUUCCAUCAGGUAUACUUACUUCAGUUAUUAAAUUGUGCGAAUGUGCUGAAAUGCACUCGUGGAAUUAAAGAGCAGCUGCUCUAUUAUUCAAGUUGUCCACACAAGGCCACAGAGCGCAAUUUGAUGAAUGCAGCACUUCGCAAAUUUGUCUAUGAAAUGCUACCACCGGGCACUGCGGUGAAAAGAAAGGAAACGCAAGUACACAUCUAUACAAAAUAGAGACAUUUCCGAAAGCGACAGGUUAAUAAUUGCAUUGUGCACGCAAUAGCUAGAAUUACGCGAGAUAAUUUUUUUGUGAGCAGAACAUUUGAUAAAGAGGCGAAUAAAAUACUGCUCUGUGGAGUUGUACUCACAAAUUCGAGAAUUCAAGGGUUCUCAUACAUCCGAAAAGAAAUGUGCACCUAAGGCUUCAACAGCACAGUACUCGCUGUCGCUGCAUGCACAUUGUUGCAUAAUCGAAGUGACAUUGCAGGUAUUUUCAAUUGACACAAGCGCAGCGAGACACCUACAGGGUUGAGAAAACUUCUUGAAUGAUGUCGGGUGACCGCACUACGAAUUGAAAUCCAACAGGUGGAUCAGUUUUUCCAUUGCAGAAAUAGCAUGGCCAACAAUAGCGCGACCCAAUGGACCAUAAUAAAGUUUUUCCAUCCAUCCAUCCAUUCAACAGUAAUGCAGAAACGGCAAGAGCUAGCAGUACUACAUAAGGAGUAACUUUGUGCGUUAUAAGGGCGUUUGCAGCAAAAUAAUAAACGAAAUACGCGAGCACUGCAUUUCACGCCGCUAGUGGAUGAUAGCAAAUGAUGAACCCUAUACUGUAGCACCACUGCCAGUGGAAGAAGAAAGCGCAAACAGAGGCAUAGUUACUCUGUUCUGCAGACAGCGUCAUUGAGACACCUGUCUAUUCUUCCAUCGUGCAUGUGGGAAUCCCAUAUAGAGAUUUGUGUUUCCAUAAAUCGCGUGGGUCAUACCUGAAUUCAUAUAUCAUAUGGGUCAUGUCUGAUAUGGCAACACGGAGGUUUUUGAUAUGGGAUCCCUAUAUGUUCAUAUCAUAUGGGACAUGCUCCAUAUAUGAUAAAUGAAAACAAAGGUUUUUAUAUAAGAUCCCCAUAUGUUCGUUAAAGGAUUAUUGGCUGUGGUCCCGGUCAUCUUUAUGCUGUACAAAUGCGAAACUGAGCACUCUCAAAACGCCAAUAAAUGUGCCGAUUUAUACCCAAUGUUGGGCCACAUUGGCACUGCCCCAUGCAACAUUGGACCUAUGUUGAGCCAACAAUGCCUCAUUUUUAGUAAUACUUGGUCAUGUACAGAAGCUGGGAUUGGUAUCGAUGGUGACUGUGUUGAAGCUGAUCAAGUGCGAAAUCUGCAACCACUGAAAUCUUAAUUCAAGCAUGGGGGAACUGCAGGUGGUUUUCAUGCUGCGGGAUGUCAUGUAAAAUUUAUCAUGCAAGUAUGGUGUACAUGGUUUAAGGUGCAGGAUGCGAGAUCACACAAGGUACUUUGCAUGAUUUGGCCGUAUCCCGAUGCGCACACACUCGUCAUAGUGCUGAAUCUAAGGCCCUGCACUUGUGUUAUGGAAUUUUGUUCAUUGCCUACUGUGAAUUGCCGACGUACCGUUAUAUCCCGAGUCAUCUUCCACCACUAGCCUGGUAUACGUAAUUCGUAAAAAAAAAAUAGAAGGCAGGAGGCAGUGUCUCCGUUCGGAAGCUGAAAAAAAAUUAUAUUCCAGUGUGAAUAAUUUUCGAAAGUGACAGACACGCCUUGUGUAAACAUUUACGACUGGUGUGUAAUGUGUGCUUUCACAAAGAACAUCAAGUAGACAAAAUGUAGAAGCUGUAGAUAAUUUGGCAUCGCUGAGGUACACCAGUUGUGAUAUUGGAACACCGGGUAGAUACAUGUUCAAGAGCAGCAGCCCUAGCUAGUGGUGGCAUGCUGUGACGCGGUGUGCCGUCUUCAGCACAUAAAUAUGGUGACUGCGAGUUCUGAGCACUCGUGGAUGUCGCUGAAAUUCAGAGGUUCCACAUAAAGCUUUGCGCAGAAUUAACAUCACUUGCAGUUGAUGCAUCCAACUAGCUUUGAGGUAGCUGAUAGCUGAUCUUAUCUUUAGCACCGCGGGAUAAGUGGAGGAAAUGUUAAAUAUAUUGUCUCUCUUGUGAACUUGAGGAGGGCCAUGACCAUGUGUCCGGUAAAUUCGAGCUCAUGGUCUUUGCAUUUCAAGUUCUUUGCAUUUUGAUAGAACGCAUUGUCACAAGAUGUCACUUAUGCUGCUGCUCCCCUCUAGUUUCUGAUACUGCAGUGAAACCUAGUUGUAACGACAUCACAUGUGAUGCAAAUGCCUUCAUUGUAUCCAAUAGUUAUAAGCAUAAAUUCAUUAUAUGCUGAUAUCGGCAAGCAGCAUUUGAAUUGCUUCGUGAUAUCCAAUAAUUUGUUAUAUCUCUGCUUUGUUAUACUGAGGUUCGACUUGCACGUUUAUGCUAUUACAAGCCUCUGCUAUGCUAAAGCUCUCUAAUGUGUACCAUCGCACUGUGCGAUCUCUGGGCCUUCUGUGGGUGUGGGUCAGUGUAAUUGGUGAAGUUGACAUCUUGCAACAAAGGUGGCAAAAGCAGUCUCUCGUCAGUGAGUGAUGACUCGGGAUAUUGCAGUACUUCUUACAGGAGUCCGUGUUGCCAGCAUCUUGUGGAAUGCUCUGUCAAGCGUGCAGCUGGAGUAGGAGGUGGUGGAUAACCUAUGCAGUGUUGGAAGUGUGUCAACGUGACAAUGCUUUGCUGUCUCUUUUGACAUUGGCAUUUCGGCCAAGUGCAAGGACAGUUUGCCACGAACUUCUUUCUUCUUUUGCUAGGCACUUUGAUCAGCUGGGCUGUGACACUGUGUAUUAAAAAGAUGGCUGCGAGAUUCUUCAGUAAAACAACGGGCUGUGUACU
Dermacentor silvarum is the source of this 9043-nucleotide messenger RNA. RefSeq names its product BTB/POZ domain-containing protein KCTD5 (gene inc). Bases 27 to 1082 code for a protein of 351 amino acids. Gene Ontology annotation, cellular component: cytoplasm; Cul3-RING ubiquitin ligase complex. Gene Ontology annotation, biological process: proteasome-mediated ubiquitin-dependent protein catabolic process; protein homooligomerization. Gene Ontology annotation, molecular function: cullin family protein binding. The transcript has 6 exons. Lineage: Eukaryota; Metazoa; Arthropoda; Arachnida; Ixodida; Ixodidae. The record is from RefSeq and is a predicted model, not a curated record.